GGCUCUGCUGGCCGUGGAGAUGCAUUCAGUCGCUGGUUCCCCACUCGGAAGCAACCAAAUUCACUCCACUCUACUCUACUCAACUCUUCCCCCCAACAAACACACUCACCCGAAUCGUCGCUAUGAACUCCUUCUCAGUGUUCUUAGUGUUCGCGCUGGCCGCUCUGGCUGCAGCAGAGCCACCAUCCGGAUAUAACUAUCCCCGCGGCGGAGGCGGUGGUGGCGGCGGCGGAUUUGGAGGUGGCUUCGGCGGCGGAUUCGGAGGUGGCGGCGGCGGUGGCGGUGGCGGCUACCAGGCUGUGAGCGGCGGCUUCCAGACCUCCGAGGGCCAGAACGUGGAUCCCCAGCUUCUGGAGCAGGUGCGUCAGAUCCUGCUGAACGAGGAGAGCAAGCAGGGCGGCGGUGGUGGUGGAGGCGGCGGCGGCGGCGGUGGUGGCUACCCUAGUGGCCCAUCCAGCAGCUACGGUCCACCUUCCACCAGCUACGGAGCCCCCGGAAUCGGAGGCGGUGGCCGUGUCGUGGGCAUCGAUCUGGAAGGCGUCCGCCAGGCCAUCCAGGUGGCCCAGUUCGCCCAGCAGAGCUCGCAGGCGGGAGGUGGCGGCGGUGGAUACCCCAGUGCCCCAUCCGGAUCGUAUGGAGCCCCUUCAAGGCCCAGCGGCAGCUAUGGAGCGCCCUUCUAGAUCUUCGCCAGGUCUCACAUCCGAAAGACACACCUCUGCCAAAAAUGAAUACCGACGGACACGAAACCGACAAAGACGACUCCAACACUAAACCAAUUUGGGCAACCUGGACCUAAAAAAGGAACUACCGAUCACCGAUCCGCUCUGAUCCCGAGAGAACUGGAGAUCGCUUCCCCUUCUCAAGCCCUCUUCCCGAACUCAGCGACUGUACCCCAACACUCUGAAACGCCCGAUCCCCGGAAACCCCAACCCACUCGGGACUUCGUCUCGGGCUUUUUUGUAACCCUUGUAAAUAGUUUCUCACACUACACGAAUACAAGAAAACCCGAAAACGAAAGCCACACAACAACAC
Messenger RNA from Drosophila simulans, 1032 nucleotides. Its product is annotated as glycine-rich protein DOT1. The record is from RefSeq and is a predicted model, not a curated record. Bases 123 to 680 code for a protein of 185 amino acids. The transcript is spliced from 2 exons. Lineage: Eukaryota; Metazoa; Arthropoda; Insecta; Diptera; Drosophilidae.